AUGGCCGCGGCUAAAGACGGAUGUGGCUUAGAAGCUGCUGCUGGAAACGGGCGGCGGCUCCACCUAGGGAUUCCUGACGCGGUGUUUGUGGAGGAUGUAGAUUCUUUCAUGAAGCAGCCUAGGAAUGAGAGUGCAGAUACAGUGUUAAAGAAGAGGGAUGAACAAUAUCAGAAGUAUAAGUUUAUGGAACUCAACCUUGCUCAAAAAAAAAAAAAAAAAAAAAAAAAAAGGAGGCUGAAAGGUCAGAUUCCUGAAAUUAAACAGACUUUGGAAAUUCUAAAAUACUUGCAGAAGAAAAAAGAGUCCACUAAUUCAAUGGAGACCAGAUUUUUACUGGCAGAUAACCUGUACUGCAAAGCUUCGGUUCCCCCUACUGAUAAAGUGUGCCUGUGGUUGGGGGCUAAUGUAAUGCUUGAAUAUGAUAUUGAUGAAGCUCAGGCAUUGUUGGAAAAGAAUUUAUCAACUCCCACAAAGAAUCUGGAUUCUCUUGAGGAAGACCUUGACUUUCUCUGAGAUCAAUUUACUACUACUGAAGUCAAUGUGGCUAGGGUUUAUAAUUGGGAUGUAAAAAGAAGAAACAAAGAUGAUUCUACCAAGAACAAAGCAUAACACCAGCAAUUGAAAAUGUGGUUCAGGUUUCCGUACAUGUUAAAUAAGCCAGUGUUCAUC
Peromyscus leucopus (white-footed mouse) is the source of this 669-nucleotide messenger RNA. Its product is annotated as prefoldin subunit 3-like. Bases 1 to 513 code for a protein of 170 amino acids. Gene Ontology annotation, biological process: tubulin complex assembly; protein folding; microtubule-based process. The record is from RefSeq and is a predicted model, not a curated record. The transcript has a single exon. Gene Ontology annotation, cellular component: cytoplasm; prefoldin complex. Lineage: Eukaryota; Metazoa; Chordata; Mammalia; Rodentia; Cricetidae. Gene Ontology annotation, molecular function: tubulin binding.